UAUAAAGUAGUUACACUAAUUGAUGAGUAAUAAGACUGAUAACCCAUACUGUUUUAAUAUUUUAUUUAAAAAAAACAUACGGUUUUAAUUGUUGGAACAGUAUAUUUAUAGAGACCUAUCUUCUUAUUUAAGGCAUAAUAAUCAGUUUUUUUUGUUAAACAAAAUGGAGAGAGAUGUAAAAGAACUAAGAGAAUACUUUAGUUCUGGGAAAACAAGAGAAGCAUCAUGGAGAAAGCAACAAUUGAAAGGUUUGCUCAAGUUUAUGGAAGAAAGAGAAGAAGAUAUAUUUAAAGCCCUUAAGCUUGAUAUUGGCAAGCACCCUGUCGAAUCUUUUAGAGACGAGCUAGGAACCCUGAUCAAGGAUAUUAAUGUAGCAUUGGAUAACUUGGAUACAUGGAUGUCUGGUAAAAAGAUUAAAUUACCACUAGCUGCAUAUCGUACUUCAGCAAAAUUGGUCGCGGAGCCUCUUGGUGUUGUCCUCAUAAUAGCAUCUUGGAAUUUCCCAUUUGGUUUAGCAUUGGAGCCACUUAUAGGUGCAAUAGCAGCAGGAUGUACUGCAGUGAUUAAACCAUCAGAAUUAUCCCCUGCUUCCUCUGCUCUUCUUGCGAAAGCCAUCCCAGCUUACGUCGAUCCUGAUGCUGUUAAGGUCAUUCAAGGCGGAAUCGAUGUGUGUGGCCAACUCUUGCUGUGUAAAUGGGACAAGAUCUUCUUCACAGGAAGUAGUCUAGUGGGACGAAUUGUUAUGGCUGCUGCUGCAAAGAAUUUGACACCAGUAGUGUUGGAAAUGGGUGGAAAAUGCCCGUGUAUCGUUGAUUGGAUAUCGAAUUCGUGGUUAACAGAGACUAUCAUUAAGCGAUUGCUAGGAGGAAAAUUCGGAAUAUGUAGCGGUCAAGUAUGCAUUGGAGUGGAUUACAUCCUUGUAGAACGAAAACAAUGCUCGAAUUUGGUUGAGUUGUUAAAGGACGGAAUCAAGAAAAGUUUCGGGGAAUUCCCAGAAGAGAAUGUUGCAAGGAUUGUCAACAAACAUCAUUUUAGGCGAUUAACUGGACUUCUUGAUGAAUUUGGGGUCAAAAAAUCUAUAGUCUAUGGUGGUUCAUUCGACGAAGAUAAGCUGUUUAUUGAGCCAACAAUAUUAGUGGAUCCUCCACUUGAUGCUGAAAUUAUGACUGGAGAAAUAUUUGGCCCGUUGCUUCCAAUAAUUACGGUAGAGAAAAUUGAAGAUAGUAUAAGUUUCAUUAAUUCAAGGCCAAAGGCGCUUGCAAUAUAUUGUUUCACCAGCAACAACGAAUUUAUGCAACGAGUUACAUCUGAGACAUCUUCGGGUUCACUCUUGUUCAAUGACACUAUUGUUCAGUAUGCGGCUGACACGGUUCCGUUUGGAGGGGUGGGAGAAAGCGGAUUUGGAAGAUACCAUGGAAAAUUUACAUUUGACACAUUCAGCCAUGAGAAGCCUGUGCUGAAGAGAGCCUUAUUCCCAGAUUUUUGGUUCCGGUAUCCUCCGUGGACCAAUAAGAAGCUAGAACUCUUAAGAGCAGCAUUUGCUUUCAAAUACUUCAGUGUUCUCCUCAUCGUUUUGGGUUUGAAGAAGGCUAAGAAACUUCCCGCCAAUAUUUAAGCAUUCAUUAAACUUAAAAAGUUGUGCUACCAUUAUAUACUAGCCUUAAUACUUUUAUAUUUAUUUAAACCGUUGUUAAAAAAAAUGUGAUGUGUGAGGUGAAAACUAAUUAAGGAUUACCAUAAUAAUACGCAUGUGAUGUGAUUGUUAAUUUCAAAAUCUCCUUCAAUUAAUUAAUAAGUUGUAUAAGUAUAUGGUAAAUGAAUUUAUUGUAAUGUGUAUUUUGAGAA
This is a messenger RNA of Chenopodium quinoa (quinoa), 1845 nucleotides long. RefSeq names its product aldehyde dehydrogenase family 3 member F1-like. Bases 164 to 1615 code for a protein of 483 amino acids. Gene Ontology annotation, molecular function: aldehyde dehydrogenase (NAD+) activity. Lineage: Eukaryota; Viridiplantae; Streptophyta; Magnoliopsida; Caryophyllales; Amaranthaceae. Gene Ontology annotation, cellular component: cytoplasm. The transcript has 10 exons. The record is from RefSeq and is a predicted model, not a curated record. Gene Ontology annotation, biological process: aldehyde metabolic process.